Messenger RNA from Aspergillus melleus, 3090 nucleotides. It is a transcript of the gene ubaA, whose product is annotated as E1 ubiquitin-activating protein ubaA. Lineage: Eukaryota; Fungi; Ascomycota; Eurotiomycetes; Eurotiales; Aspergillaceae. Gene Ontology annotation, cellular component: nucleus; cytoplasm. Gene Ontology annotation, biological process: protein ubiquitination; DNA damage response; ubiquitin-dependent protein catabolic process. The record is from RefSeq and is a predicted model, not a curated record. The transcript is spliced from 4 exons. The coding region runs from base 1 to 3090 and encodes 1029 amino acids. Gene Ontology annotation, molecular function: ubiquitin activating enzyme activity.
AUGCAGGUGGAUAACCCCCAGGAAACUGUGGAAAUGAUCAAGCAGGGGGAAAUCGAUGAGUCCUUGUACAGCCGACAGCUGUACGUGCUUGGUCAUGAGGCUAUGAAGCGUAUGGGAUCAUCCAAUGUUCUUGUCGUGGGCUUGAAGGGUCUGGGUGUUGAAAUCGCUAAGAACAUUGCCCUCGCCGGUGUCAAAUCUCUCACGUUGUUCGAUCCUGCCCCCGUUGCCAUUUCGGACCUGUCCUCCCAGUUCUUCCUCCAACCCCAAGAUGUCGGCAAACCCCGUGCCGAAGUGACGGCUCCGAGGGUCGCGGAACUGAAUUCAUACGUCCCGGUCACGGUCCACGAGGGUGAUAGUCUUGUGAACGAUCUUGAGCAGCUGAAGCGCUACCAGGCAGUGGUGCUUACCCUCACGCCUUUGAAAGAACAACUCGCUAUUGCAGACUUCUGCCACAAGAACGGCAUCUACCUGACUAUUGCGGACACAUUCGGUCUAUUCGGCUACCUUUUCAACGAUUUCGGCAAGAACUUCACCAUCGGAGACGCCACGGGCGAAGAGGCCGUCGGCGGUAUCGUGGCCAGCAUCGAUGAGACUGGCCUGGUUUCCGCCCUGGAUGAGACCCGCCACGGCCUGGAAGACGGCGAUUUCGUGACAUUCACCGAAGUCAAGGGUAUGGAGGCUCUGAACAACUCUGCCCCUCGGAAGAUUACCGUUAAGGGACCUUACACGUUCUCUAUCGGUGACGUCUCCGGACUCGGAACGUAUAAGGAAGGUGGUCUGUAUACUCAGGUCAAGAUGCCGAAGUUUGUGGACUUCCAAUCGCUCGAGGAGCAACUUAAGAAGCCCGAGUUUGUCAUCUCGGACUUUGCCAAGUUCGAUCGUCCGCAGCAGCUGCACAUUGGUGUUCAGGCACUUCAUAGGUUCGCGGAGGCUCACGAUGGCCAGCUUCCUCGUCCUCACAACGAGAGCGAUGCCGAAGAGGUUCUGAAGCUCACCAAGGAUCUGGCGUCGACUCAAGAAGAAAAGGUCGAGUUGGACGAGAAAAUUAUCAAGGAGCUCAGCUACCAAGCUCGCGGUGACUUGAACCCCUUGGCAGCUUUCUUUGGUGGUAUUGCGGCGCAGGAAGUCUUGAAGGCUGUUUCUGGAAAAUUCAGCCCCGUGCAGCAAUGGCUAUACGUGGACUCUCUGGAGUCCCUUCCCACCUCAGUCACUAGAUCUGAGGAGAGCUGCAAACCUCUGGGAACCCGCUAUGACGGCCAAAUUGCCGUCUUUGGUAAGGAGUACCAGGAGAAGAUCUCCAAUGUUACCCAGUUCCUCGUUGGAGCUGGAGCUAUUGGAUGUGAGACCUUGAAAAACUGGGCCAUGAUCGGUCUUGGUACCGGUCCCAAGGGUAAGAUUUAUGUGACCGAUAUGGACCAGAUCGAGAAGAGCAACCUCAACCGACAAUUCCUGUUCCGCUCGAAAGACGUGGGCAAACUGAAGAGUGAGUGCGCUUCCGCUGCGGUCGAGGCCAUGAACCCUGAAUUGAAGGGCAAGAUUGUCACUUUGCGGGACCGAGUGGGACCCGAUACCGAGCAUAUCUUCAAUGAAGACUUCUGGGAGAAGCUAGACGGAGUCACCAACGCCCUGGACAAUGUCGACGCGAGAACCUACGUUGAUCGCCGCUGUGUCUUCUUCCGAAAGCCUCUCCUUGAGAGCGGAACUCUCGGUACCAAGGGCAACACUCAGGUGGUCCUGCCGCACAUCACGGAAUCCUACUCAAGCUCGCAGGAUCCCCCGGAGAAGACGUUCCCCAUGUGCACGCUGAAGAGUUUCCCCAACCGGAUUGAGCAUACUAUUGCUUGGGCCCGGGACCUCUUCCAGACCUAUUUUGUCGGACCCCCCGAGUCUGUCAACAUGUACCUGUCCCAGCCGAACUACAUUGAACAAACCCUCAAACAAGCCGGCAACGAGAAGCAGACUCUGGAGUCGCUGCACGAGUUCUUGGUGGCUGACAAGCCAUUGACCUUUGAUGAUUGCAUUGUUUGGGCCCGUAACCAGUUUGAGGCCCAGUACAACAACGCAAUCCAACAGCUGCUCUACAACUUCCCUAAGGACUCGAAGACCUCGUCCGGUCAGCCCUUCUGGUCUGGGCCCAAGCGUGCUCCUACGCCACUGAAGUUUGACGCCACAAACCCUACCCACCUCGGAUUUGUGAUCGCCGGAGCCAACCUGCAUGCCUUCAACUACGGGAUCAAGAACCCCGGCGCCGACAAGGAGUACUACCGCAAGGUCAUUGACAACAUCAUCAUCCCCGAGUUUACUCCGAAGUCCGGCGUGAAGAUCCAGGCCAACGAAAACGAUCCCGACCCGAACGCCCAGGCUUCGGGAUCCUCUUUCGAUGAUAAUACAGAGAUCCAGCGCCUUGUCGAUUCUCUGCCCUCGCCGAACUCGCUUGCCGGCUUCCGUCUGACCCCGGUGGAGUUCGAGAAGGACGAUGAUACCAACCAUCACAUUGACUUCAUCACUGCGGCCAGCAACCUUCGUGCCGACAACUAUGAAAUUCCUCAGGCCGACCGCCACAAGACCAAGUUCAUUGCGGGCAAGAUCAUUCCUGCCAUCGCCACCACUACUGCGUUGGUUACUGGACUGGUCGCCCUGGAGCUGUACAAGAUCGUUGAUGGCCAGGAUGAUAUCGAGAAAUACAAGAACGGCUUUGUCAACCUUGCAUUGCCGUUCGUCGGCUUCAGUGAGCCUAUCGCCAGUCCCAAGGGCAAGUACAUGGGCAAGGAUGGUGAAAAGACCAUCGAUCAGCUUUGGGAUCGCUUUGAGGUGGAUGACAUUCCCCUCAAGGACUUCCUUCAGUACUUCUCCGAUCUUGGAUUGGAGAUUAGCAUGGUGAGCUCCGGAGUGAGUUUGCUUUACGCCAGCUUCUAUCCCCCAUCGAAGGUGAAGGACCGCCUUCCGCUGCCAAUGAGCAAACUGGUGGAGCAUGUCAGCAAAAAGCCCGUGCCCGAGCACCAGCGAAAUAUCAUUUUCGAGGUGACCGCCGAAGAUCAGACGGAGGAGGAUGUCGAGAUUCCAUAUGUGAUGGUGAAACUGAGGAAGUAG